UGGAGUCUGGGGCCUACGAACCCCUGCGGAGGGGGCGUCGGCUACUGCGCAGGCGCCGCAGGAAGCGAACUGUAGAGUCGCUCUCCCACGGGUACCCCCUUGCCCGCAAGGACCCCGGAACUCGCGGUUCCGCUAGCGCCAAGUUCCGCGCGUCGGAGCGAAGCGGCAGCGGCGGCGGGAGCCCUGACUGCUGUAUUCAGCAUCUUCAUUAUGAAGUUGUUAGUGAUACUUUUGUUUCCGGGACUCAUCACUAGUUGUGGAGGUGACUCUUCCUAUGGUUUGCCGCCCAAGUUACUACUGGUGUCUUUUGAUGGCUUUAGAGCUGACUAUCUGAAGAAUUAUGACUUUCCUCAUCUCCAGAAUUUUAUCAAAGAAGGUGUCUUGGUGGAGCACAUUAAAAAUGUUUUUAUCACAAAAACAUUUCCAAACCACUAUAGCAUUGUGACAGGCUUAUAUGAGGAAAGCCAUGGCAUUGUGGCCAAUUCCAUGUAUGAUGAAGCCACUAAGAAACAUUUUUCUGAAUCUAAUGAUAAGGAUCCUUUUUGGUGGAAUGGGGCAGUGCCAAUUUGGGUGACUAAUGAACUUCAGGAAAACAGGUCAAGUGCUGCCGCUAUGUGGCCCGGUACUGACGUGUCCAUUCACAAUACCACGCCUUCCUAUUUUAUGAAUUAUAGCCACUCAGUGUCAUUUGAGGAGCGACUCAGUAAUAUUACCGCAUGGCUCAGCAAGUCCAACCCACCAGUCACCUUUGCAACACUCUAUUGGGAAGAACCAGAUGCAAGUGGCCACAAGUAUGGACCCGAAGAUAAAGAAAACAUGAGCAGGGUGUUGAAAGAAAUAGAUGACCUUAUUGGUGACCUAGUCCAAAAACUCAAGAUGUUGGGACUCUGGGAAAAUCUUAAUGUGAUCAUUACAAGUGAUCAUGGAAUGACUCAGUGUUCUGAGAAGCGACUGAUAAAGUUGGAUCCCUGCAUCGACCAUUCAAACUACAGUGUCAUAGAUUUAAGCCCCGUUGCUGCGAUUCUUCCUAAAAUAAAUGUAACAGAGGCUUAUGACAGACUGAAAAACUGCAGCCCUCACAUGCAUGUUUAUCUCAAAGAAGAUAUUCCUAACAGAUUUUAUUACCAACAUAAUAAUCGAAUUCAGCCUAUUAUUUUGGUUGCUGAAGAAGGCUGGACGAUUGUACUAAAUGCAUCAUCAUCAAAAUUAGGUGACCAUGGUUAUGACAAUUCCUUGCCUAGUAUGCAUCCAUUUCUGGCUGCCCACGGUCCUGCGUUUCACAAAGGCUACAAGCAUAGCACCAUUAGCAUUGUGGAUAUUUACCCAAUGAUGUGCCACAUCCUGGGAUUAAAACCACAUCCCAAUAAUGGAACCUUUGGCCAUACCAAGUGCUUGUUAGUGGACCAGUGGUGCCUUAAACUCCCAGAAGCCAUUGGAAUUGUUGUUGGUUCGCUACUGGCAUUAACCAUUCUAACGGGUCUUAUAAUAAUUAUGCAGAACAGACUGUCUACAACCCGUCCAUUUUCCAGACUUCAGCUUCAGGACGAUGAUGAUGAUCCUUUAAUAGGGUAAUGUCCUGGGGUUUAUUCACAUAUCCUGAUUACUUUCAAAACUAAGGAUCCACACACAGAAUGGUGUUACAAGAAUAAUAUAGACUAUUUCAAAAGACAACUUAAACCAAACAUGCUAAAAUUCUUUGGUUUUUCUUUGUGUUUUGUUUUGGUGUGUUACCUUAUACAAAUAACCCAGACAGUAGUAGAAUUGCUGAUAAAUCAGUUAAAAUCAUAUAUUUCACUAGCUAGAAAUAGCUUUUGAGAAAAAUACUUCAUCUGUCCUUUUUUUUUUUUGCAGUGAAGAUACAUCUUAUAAAUGAAAACUCACCAGAAUUUAAUAGGCAUGCAUUUCUUAAAAAAUUAUAUAUUUGUAAAUGACACAAAAGAAAUAUUUAUCUAAUUUGUGAAUUUUGUGUAUCUCAGAGAAAGUUGACUAUAUUUUUAUAUUUACCUUUAAUUAGUUUGGAUUCCAAGUAAACCCUUGAUGUAGAAAUUCUCUGAUGGUUGAUAGAAUUGAUUGACCACAUAGCAGAACUGUGGCAUAUAAAGAAAUCGUCUUAAGCAAAGCUGCUAUAAACAAAACAAAACCAACUAAGACUAUGUGAUGCAAAGCCCGAAUUUGUUGAGACCUUUAAGCUGUUGAAGAAUCAAGUUUUAUCUUUUAAGUUGGGCAUGUUGGGGCACACCUGCAAUCCUGGUCUUUUGAAGGAUGGACAAGAUCUGGAAUUUGAGACCAGCCUGGGCUAUGUAGCAAGACCUUGUUCAGGAAGGAAAAAAGAAAAAAAAGAAAACUUCAGAGAUUAUUGCUAAUAAGAAAUUCAGAAGAAAAUAGAGAAAAGUGUUUCGUUCCUAUUUGUGUAAGGUGUAUGUGGGAGUGUGUGUCUGCCUGUGGAAGUGUGCAGGUAUUACUUGAGUUAGAGAGGAGGAAGUCAGGUAUGUGACUUAGAGAGGAUGCUGUCGGGACUGGACUGUGGCUGAGCUUCCAUUCUCCCCAUGACACAGAUGUCAGGAAAAGUGCAGCUUGCAGGAAAGGUGAUGUUUUAUACUUCUUAUUUUUUCCUUUCUCCGAAUCACUUGUUAAUAUUAUAAUGAAAAACUCAUUUAUUUCUGUUACAAUUUCAACUCUCAAAUUUAUUGGAAGUACUAAAAUGUAGAAAAAUUUAUGACCUGAAUAUAAACCUGACUUGGCCAGAAUUUUUAUAUUUGCCUUUGGAACUUUUUAAUUACUCUUUAGAUGGUAGAGUAUUAAGAAAUUUAAAAUGGAAUUUAGUAUAUUUUAGUCUUUGUACUAGUCAUAUGCUAAAUGGCAGAAUAGCUUAAGCCUCCCAACUGUUUUAUUGAGUAUUUGGAUCAUGAAAUUGUUACCCUGCCCAUCUUUUAACAUACUUGUUCAGAACCAAAGAGUUGUUGUGAAAGGCUGCCAUGAUACCUGUGCUAGGUCGUUCCUCAUAAUCAAAAUCAUAAUGGACAAAGAGUGUGGCAGCCUGGUUGAUAUCCAUUAGGGAAAAGACCUGAGACAGUAGUGUGAAAGUUUUGACAAUAUAAAAAACUUGGGUCCUGCUCUUCAGAUACAUGUCUGAUCUACAGUAAGCAUGUAGCUUACUUAUCUGUGCUUAUGUUGUUUAUCUGUGAUGGCAAACAACACCUUGUCAGUCAUGAACAGAGUGCAUUUGCACUGAGUAACUGCUAAUUUCCUAACGUUUGGUAUUUGGUGCCUAUUGCUGGGUUUUGAGAGGCAUUCCUGUACCGCAUUCAUAAUCUCUGCUAUUCAUUAUAAACUGGCUAUUUUUUUUUUGUUUUUUUUUUUGGUCUUUCUGAGACAGGGUCUCCCUUUAGCCCCAGCUGUCCUGGAACCCACUAUGUAGACUAGGCUGGCCUUGAACUCCCAGAGAUCUGCCUGCCUCUGCCUACUGAGUGCUGAGAUUAAAGGCAUGCACCACCACGCCUGGCUCAUAAACUGGCUAUUUUAAGAGCAGAACAGGACUGAUUUUGUUUGGUCAUAAAUUUUGUGAUUUUUUUUUGGGGGGGUCACACAGAAUAGUCACACUGAACAUUGAAUAAAUAAAAUAAUAGGAAAUUCCUGUCUACUUCAGCUUCCAUUUAAAAAAUAUCAAAAGAACUGAGAGCUUGGUUUUCACAGUGGCUGGCAUUCACUAGGCUGGGGUUAAGCAUGGUAUCCGGCCCAUGACCAGAUUUCAUAAAGGAUGGGAUAGGAAGAGGUGCCCUGUCAGUUUCUUAGCCCUUUCAACAUGUUUUUACCCACUUAUUUUGUCUUUUACUCCAUUUUCAAAUUACUAAAAUUAGGUAAUUUAUUUUUAAAGUCUCUGUUCAUGAGACAAGAACAGUGUUUAUUUAAUCAAGAGAAGUUUUUUUUAUAAUUAUAUUAAACUUUGUGUUAAUUCAUUUAUAGCUU
This is a messenger RNA of Nannospalax galili (Upper Galilee mountains blind mole rat), 3966 nucleotides long. It is a transcript of the gene Enpp4, whose product is annotated as ectonucleotide pyrophosphatase/phosphodiesterase 4. Lineage: Eukaryota; Metazoa; Chordata; Mammalia; Rodentia; Spalacidae. The transcript is spliced from 4 exons. The coding region runs from base 211 to 1572 and encodes 453 amino acids. The record is from RefSeq and is a predicted model, not a curated record.